GAUGCUUCAGAGUGGGGACGAUGUUCGAUUGGACCUUUGCACCCCAGAUAGCAAUGUCCCACGCUACCAGCUGUAUGUGUGUGACAGACCAUCGGUCUCCGCCGCUUCCUUAAAGUUUGCCAUCUUCAUCGUCCCCCAGGGAAGAGAAACGGAGUGGUUGUUUGGGAACACGGAAGGCAGGAGACAGCUUGCGGAGUCGUGCUCCGCAGAGCGCCUCGUGGUGGUGCACUUGAGCCGUGGACACAGCUACUCCGGGCUCGAGCAAGUCAAGACAGAGCUGUCCCAGAAGGUCAUGGAACUGGCUCCGGCUUCGCACACCACCGGGAAACAGGUCCCUUUCCUGUCGACGAGAGACAACGUCGGCCACCGGGAAGUGAGGCACAGCGGCACGAGUGCCCUGAGUGGCGACUACCUGGUCGAGGACGUCUCCCUCGACGGAGACGUCGUUGUGAGGCGCCUCAUUUUCCUCGACAAGCCCCACGUCGUCCAGUCGGAGGCACGGCUGAAGCAGGUAAAAUCUAAAAAGAAAGGCAGAAGUGGCAACAAGACUUUUGAGGUGGACGUGAACCAUCUGUGCUGCGAAUACUACAAGUACAUGGUGGCUGGCCUGGCAUUUGUCAUGCCAAGGGCUACUGAACACAAAGCUACAGCCCUGUUGGUGGGACUUGGUGGUGGCACCCUGUCAAUGUUUCUGACCACAAAGUUUCCAAAGCUGGUGCUCUCUGUUGUGGAGCUGGAUCCCGCAGUAGUAGAUGUUGCGAGAAAAUGGUACCUGCCACCCAACUGCCCCAUCGACAUCACCAUAGAUGACGGCCUGUGUGCUCUCAAAAAGUUCGCCGAGAAAGGGAAGGUCUUCGACGUGAUAUUCUUGGACGUGGACAGCAAGGAUCUAUCCAAAGGAUUGACCUGUCCUCCCGCAUCAUUCUUAGAAGAGGCUGCUCUGAAAUGUCUUGCGGCCAUAACAGCACCCACUGGUGUAGCUGUUGUGAACUUCGUGUGCCGCAACGAAGCUUUGAAGAGUGACGUGUACGAAAGCCUCAAGCUCCACUUCUCCAGCGUUCUUGUCCGGGAAAUACCCGACGACGUCAAUGAGGUGCUCUAUCUUAAGCACAAAAAGCAAGCACUCGACGGCGGGGAACUCUUGGGCAGUCUGAAGACGCUGAACAACCUCAUCAGAGACUCCGAAAACUCCAACGACAUAUUGGACCUUUUUGGUGAAUUAAAGAUUUCCUAAAGCCUUC
Messenger RNA from Ixodes scapularis (black-legged tick), 1241 nucleotides. RefSeq names its product eEF1A lysine and N-terminal methyltransferase. Lineage: Eukaryota; Metazoa; Arthropoda; Arachnida; Ixodida; Ixodidae. The record is from RefSeq and is a predicted model, not a curated record.